Malassezia globosa CBS 7966 is the source of this 3993-nucleotide messenger RNA. RefSeq lists its product as uncharacterized. Gene Ontology annotation, cellular component: membrane. NCBI's taxonomy places the organism in Eukaryota, Fungi, Basidiomycota, Malasseziomycetes, Malasseziales, Malasseziaceae. The coding region runs from base 1 to 3993 and encodes 1330 amino acids. The transcript has a single exon. Gene Ontology annotation, molecular function: ATP binding; ATP hydrolysis activity; ATPase-coupled monoatomic cation transmembrane transporter activity. The record is from RefSeq and is a predicted model, not a curated record. Gene Ontology annotation, biological process: intracellular calcium ion homeostasis; transmembrane transport.
AUGCAAGAAAACGGCGAGGUCUGGCACGAGAACGCGUCGGAUUUGCUUGACGAGGAGGCCUUGGCCGAUGAUCAGGAUGAAGAGGAGGAUGAUCUGUUAAAUGAUUCGAGUGACCGAUCAAGCCUUAGCAGUCAACCAAAGGGUUCACCACAUAAUCGUCUGAUUCCCAACGUGUUUGGUGACAGUGACCCAUUUAUAGAACACCGCCACGAUGUUCGAGAGGAUGGCCAGGACAUGCCAUUUGAUGACCCAGCUAUGGGCCCGAAGCCCGUCCAUCUCAUGGAUUUUCCACAUGCUGUGGAUCAAAUGCCUGAGUGUACUUUGCCGCCAGUGUCGGGAAUGCUGCAAACUGAGGCUCAUCCAGAAGAAGCCAUGAGGAACAGUCCUUGGCUUGAUAAAUCUUGCCGCUUCAAGCAACAGAUUUAUUUGGCAGAUGAAGACACGUUGAUUCGAAUCUCUGGUUAUCGUACUCGACCCGGGCGUUAUGUAUUGUAUGUUUUGGCGUGUGUCUUGUCUUUUGGUUUGGUCGCUCUUUUGUGUUUAUGGUUUCCUCGAACACGUCUUCGCUAUGUCUUUGAAGAAGCAGAGUUUUCCGAUGCAGAGUUUGUGAUCGUUGAAAAUCAGUGGGGUGACUUGAGUCAAGAGUCGUUCAUUAGUGUGCCAUUCGCACGUCCACUCAAGUCUGUUUUUCCUCCUACCUCUCGAGAGCCACCCUGUACUCAUGCGCAGGCCCAAAGCAUGCUGUACGAGGAUACCGACGAGAAUGGGAACAGUGGUGAUGGAGAGGACAUGGUGGAUUUGGUCAUGUUCGAAUAUCGCUACACACGCUUCUUACUCCAUCCUCCCUCGGGUCGCUUCCGCACAAUUCGAGACUGGCGUGAUGCCGCUUGGACAUCGACAGAUGUGAUGCGACAAGGUAUCAGCUCAGAUUUGGAGCGUGAACGACAAAUAUUUUUUGGAUCAAAUGUUAUCGAAAUUGCAGACAAAUCGACGCUGGAUUUGUUGGUGAGCGAAGUCUUACAUCCAUUUUACAUUUUCCAAAUUGUUUCUAUCAUUCUUUGGAGCUUGGAUGAUUAUUAUUAUUACGCAUUUUGUAUUGCAGCCAUUUCGGUGGGAAGUAUUCUCUCAACUUUGAUUGAAACGAAGAAGACUAUUGCACGUAUGCGAGAAAUGAACAGAUUUGUCUGCACUGUGCGUGUGUUGCAUAAUAAUCAAUGGGUCAACCUGGACAGCAGUAACCUUGUUCCCGGUGAUAUAUUUGAUGCGGCUGAUCCCAACUUGACGAUGAUUCCUGCUGACAGUAUUCUUCUUAGUGGUGAUGCGAUCGUAAAUGAAAGCAUGCUUACUGGAGAAAGCGUUCCUAUCAGUAAGCAGCCACUAUCCGAGCAGGACGUGGAUCUUAUACAGUCCACCCGCACAGAUCUUUCGUCCCACCUUGCAAAGCACUUUUUGUUCUCUGGAACAAAAAUUAUUAGAACACGACCUGCAGUAAGUGGGCCUGAUCCAGGAGAUAUUUCUGCCAAGGCAAUGGUCGUCUGCACAGGUUUCCACACUACAAAGGGAUCUUUGGUUCGCGGCAUGCUCUUCCCUAAGCCCAUGGGAUUCAAAUUCUAUCGCGAUUCUUUCCGGUUCAUUGGGUUUUUAGCAGCGAUUGCGUUUGUGGGGUUAUGCUUUAAUACAGUAAAUUUCAUUCAAAUUGGGAUUUCUUGGAAGACGCUGGCAAUUCGUGUACUGGACUUGGUGACUGUCGUGGUGCCACCGGCUUUACCAGCUACUAUGAGUAUUGGUACAGCAUUCGCAAUUGUACGUUUACGAAGGCUUGGUAUAUUUUGUAUUUCUCCUACGCGUGUAAACAUGGGUGGGAAAGUGAAUGUCGUUUGUUUCGAUAAGACAGGCACGCUUACUGAAGAUGGACUGGAUGUACUUGGCGCUCGAACUGUGGAUCCAAACACAGAUCAAUUUAGUGAGCUACAUCAAACUGCAGAAGAAAUACCAGCUCAGAGUACUUCGCCGGAAAAUCCUUUAUCGUUAUUGCAUGCACUGACGACUUGCCACAGCUUGAAAGUGGUCGAUGGUGAAGUCAUUGGAGAUCCGCUGGACGUGAAAAUGUUCGAAUAUACCGGAUGGACGAUUGAUGAAGGUGACGGCAUAGACUCACUUGCUGUGGCGAAAGGAUAUGAUCGUUCUCCGGCGCUUGUGCAGACGGUGGUCCGACCUCGUGAUGGCCCCGUUUUUGAUGCUCAGGAUGUGAUCCGUGAUCCUAAUGCUGAAGAAGUGCUGGAGCUUGGUGUCAUUCGAACAUUUGAGUUCGUGUCUGCCUUGCGCCGAAUGAGUGUCAUUGUCAAACAACUGCAUUCGACCUCUAUGGAGGUAUUUGUCAAAGGAGCGCCAGAGUCUCUCCUCGAGAUAUGUGACCGUAAUUCCCUUCCGCAUGAUUUUGACGAUUUGCUCUCUUAUUACACUCAUCAUGGAUUCCGGGUUGUUGCUUGUGCAGGGAAAUCUUUGCCUGGAUUAAACUGGGUCGAAGCUCAGCGAAUGCCGAGAGAACGGGCUGAAAGUGAGCUCCAGUUUUUGGGUUUGAUUGUCUUUGAGAAUAAGUUGAAGCCUGGAUCAUUGCCUGCUAUUACCACUCUUCGACAUGCCCACAUCGGCUGCAAGAUGGUGACGGGAGACAAUCCCCGCACUGCGGUAAGUGUCGCGCGAGAGUGUGGCAUUUUGGGAGCCUCAUCAACUGUAUUUCUUCCAUCAUUUGCGCAAGGAUCACCUGAACAGCCUAACGAUGUUAUCCUCACAUGGACUAGCACGGAUGACGAUGCGAUGAAGCUAAAUCCGGACACUCUGAAACCAAUUAAUCCGGACCCUAUGCACAUCGACUUGGGUGAGCACAAUAUCCUCGACUAUGAGCUAGUUAUUACGGGUGAUGUCUUCCGAUGGAUGGUCGAUUAUGCCCCUAUCGAUCUCGUACGACGCAUGUUAAUAAAAGGCACAAUUUUUGCACGAAUGUCGCCUGAUGAAAAACAUGAUUUGGUCGAUCGCUUACAGGACUUGGGCUACACGGUGGGUAUGUGCGGUGAUGGGGCCAAUGACUGUGGUGCUUUGAAAGCUGCCGACAUUGGUAUCUCGCUGUCGGAAGCAGAAGCAAGUGUUGCUGCUCCAUUUACAUCGCAGAGACCUGACAUUUCUUGUGUUAUUGAAGUAAUCAAAGAGGGUCGAGCAGCGCUUGUCACAAGCUUUAGCUGUUUCAAAUACAUGGCACUGUACAGUUUGAUCCAGUUCACCAGUAUUACCAUAUUAUACAACCUUGCAAGCUCACUCGGCGAUUUUCAAUUCUUGUACAUUGAUUUGUUCAUUAUUCUUCCUGUGGCUGUGGCUAUGGCAAGGACCCUGCCUUACCCUAUCCUCCAUACCAAGCGCCCAACUGCGAACCUUUUGUCUAAGAAGGUGUUAUUGUCGAUGAUUGGCCAAGUAAUAAUCUGUUCUGCAUUCCAGGCUUUUACAUUUUAUCUAACGCGACGCCAACCCUGGUAUACCCCGCCGAAAAUGGAUCCUGAUCAACUCAAUGUGGUGAAUGCAGAGAAUUCGGCUAUUUUCUUGGUGUCAUCAUUCCAAUACAUUACAGUUGCAGCUGUAUUCAGCGUUGGACCGCCUUUCCGGCAACCAAUUUAUACAAAUCCCAUGCUUCUGACUUCUCUUACGAUAUUGACCUGUUUCUCUUUGUUCUUCUUAUUUGUAAAGCAGGGCUUCUUUUUCGAUCUGCUGGGGCUAGUGGAAUUUCCAGCGUCUUUCCAUUGGAAGCUCUUGGUCAUUGUGGUAUUGAACACAGUCGCAUGUUUCGUUUUUGAGUCGCACCUUAUGGGACCGGCGUUGCAGUUUGUAAAAUUCAUCCAACGCGUGCUUUAUCAUCGCGGCCGAAAACACGAAAGGACGCGAAAAGUUGGUCAGAAGACAUACAAAGCGGUGCUCAUGUCACUUAAUGACCCAACUGAGGCAUAA